Messenger RNA from Aaosphaeria arxii CBS 175.79, 1437 nucleotides. Its product is annotated as longevity assurance proteins LAG1/LAC1. Gene Ontology annotation, cellular component: membrane. Bases 1 to 1437 code for a protein of 478 amino acids. Gene Ontology annotation, biological process: ceramide biosynthetic process. The transcript is spliced from 3 exons. NCBI's taxonomy places the organism in Eukaryota, Fungi, Ascomycota, Dothideomycetes, Pleosporales. The record is from RefSeq and is a predicted model, not a curated record. Gene Ontology annotation, molecular function: sphingosine N-acyltransferase activity.
AUGGCUCAGUCAGACCUCGAACCGUUCCCUCCUCUGAGCCCCCAGCCGGUCCCGCAGAAGGGCAAGAAAUCAUCCGGCAAUGUUCGACGGCGGAAGAGCAGUGGUCUUGGUGGUGAACUGCCUGGCGACAGCGACGUAGCUGCUUUCGCAACGCUGUCCACACGACCACAGACACCUAGCACACCAACUGAAAGCUCGUACUCGAGCAAGUCCGGGCGCCGCUCGAAACGACGAACUGUAAAACGCUCCCUCGUCAGAUUCAAGCGUCUAUGUUUCAAGCACACCUGGAUCCUCCCUCUACUCCUUACAUCGAUAAUCGUCUCCCUCUACCUCGUCUACCCGUAUCCCUCGAAUCCGAUCUCCGCAUGUCUCUUCCUGUCCUACCCUCUUCCCCAAGAGGCUGGCUCUGACGCCCCUAUCCAAUAUGGCAAAGGCGCACGCGACUUCGCCUUUGUGGGCUUCUAUACAAUCGUCCUAUCUUUCACCCGCGAGUUCAUCAUGCAGCGCAUCAUCCGGCCCAUUGCCCUGAGCUACGGUAUCAAAUCUCGCGCGAAACAGGCACGUUUCCUCGAACAAUUCUAUACCGCAGUGUACUUCAGUCUCUUUGGGCCUUUCGGUAUGUGGGUCAUGUCUAGGACACCGGUCUGGUAUUUCAAUACUACGGGCAUGUACGAGGGAUUCCCGCACUACACGCACGAGGCUGUGUUCAAGGCCUACUACCUGCUCCAGGCCAGUUACUGGGCACAGCAAAUGAUUGUGCUUCUACUCAUGCUGGAAGCACCAAGGAAGGACUUCAAGGAAUUGGUUGCACACCACUUCAUCACCUUGGCCUUGAUCUGGUGCAGCUACCGAUUCCAUUUCACCUACAUUGGUAUCGCGGUCUACAUCACCAUGGACAUUUCCGAUUUCUUCCUUGCCACAUCUAAGGUACUGAACUAUAUCGAUCAUCCAUGGGUUGGACCCUACUUUGCCUUCUUCAUGUGCACCUGGGCCUACCUCCGCCACUGGAUCAACCUCAAGAUCCUCUGGUCCAUCCUCACCGAGUUCAGGACCGUCGGACCCUACGAGCUCAACUGGGAGACGCAACAAUACAAGUGCUGGAUCUCUCAAAUCAUCACAUUCGUACUUCUCGCUGCAAUCCAGGCUCUCAAUCUCAUCUGGUGGUUCUACAUCUGCAGAAUCGCAUACCGCUUCGCAGUGACCAACGUCGCAGAGGACGAGAGGAGCGAGUACGAAGAGAGCGAAGAAGAAAACGAGGACGGAGAGACAACAAAGCAAGACAAGAAGAAGGCUAACGGCAAGGUCAACGGAUCCGUCCCCGAGACACCAAAGGUCACACUCAACGGAAAGACGAUCCACACCCCCGAGAAGCCCAUAGAAACCGAGGAACCGGGCUCAAUAGCAUCCCGGUUACGAGAGCGCAAGAGCAAGAAAUAA